AUGGCAUUAAAAUACACCUCAAAGCGUGCGCCUACCUGUUUGGCAAUGAUAUCAGCAAUUGUUCUCUAUGGACUUUCUGAAACCAUUUUUUUCCGCUUGUUGCACGAGCAAUUGCGGCUUCUCCCGAACUCGCAACUCUACAGAACACUUUUCGUGUCACCGCCUUUGCCAGAAUACCACCGUUUCUAUCUGUUUAACAUAACCAAUCCGGACCAAAUGGUACGCGGUGAACGGCCAAGAUUGAAACAAGUGGGCCCUUUUGUAUUCAGAGUGGAUACUGAAAUUAUGCACACACAAUUCUCAAAAGAACCGAGGCCCAGAACACUGGAAUACGGAUUUCGGAGUCAGUUUUAUUUUGAAAACCAGGGAUCUGCCAGUUCGUAUGAAGAGAAUAUAUUCAUCCCAAAUUUGAUUCACCAGGCAAAUGAAUGUGCUGCACCAGGCCGCCUCAUGUUUCAGUUGCUACAAUAUUCGAGAUAUCGCCCAAGAAAGGCGAGAUUGGUCGGAAUUGUUAGCAAUCGCCUCAAAGUCAAUUAUCCAGAUGCAGUGGUCAGUCUCACUCCGAAAGAAGCAUUAUGGGGGUACGAUGUUGUUGCCUUUGGAAAGAGGUUCAAACUUGGGUUGCUUAGUUCGACUUGGCCUAAUCGAGCAGCGGACCUGAGACGUCUUCAGGUGUUCGACAAUCGUUGUCUCAGAACCAUAGCUCGUCUCUGGAUCUCUUCCACCCUUCACGUGGUUGUGCGAAAAGAGCCCUUCGAGGAAGUCGGUCGACUGACAUACGCAGCCCGUGGCCAAGCCAACUCAACUAAAUUUCUCGUAUAUGAUAUUCUACAACUGAACGUAAAAAAUCUCUCAGCUGUAACACCUUUUCGGUGCCUGGCUGCCAUGCUACCCGAAGGGAGCACGAGGGCUGGGAUACUGCCAGGUUUCCCAAGCCUAGAGAGAGGAAGUCGAGAGGCAGAGUUUGGGUUCGAACCACAGACCAUCCGGUUAUUCAACUCUUCAGACAUCACUACCUACGUCGUUGACACCGGGGCGGAAGACGUACGCAGAACGGGCACCGUGCUGAGCAUCGACAGUCACAGACUGACGACAUAUUAUGAACACGAAGAGCCUAAUUUGGUGAGUGGCAAAGUCGGUUUUCAGACUGCGCCAAACGCAAAAGUUGGAGAUGUUUUAGAAAUCACAUCGAAAUCAAUGUGCCGAAAGAUUAGCUUUGUUGCAAAUUUGACGCGUCCCAGCAAAAAUCAUGAUGGCGUAAAGUUACUCAACUUUCGACUUCACCCCAUGGAUAGUACAACCAACUGGUCAGAACGUCAAUACUGCUUGAGGGAUGAUGCAUGUGUUCCCCAAGGCCUGAUCAGUUUGGACUGUCACAGAGAAGAAAUGCGUGGAAUUCGUUUGUACGUUUCUUUACCGUUAUUCCUGAGAGGUGAUCCACGUUUGAAAGAACGAUUUGAAUUCCUGGAUCCGGUUGAUUUGCGAGGACACGACACGGAGAUUAACGUGGAACCGCUCUUCGCCGGUUUGCUCGAAACGAAAAGGCGACUUUCCGAAGCUAAUUUGAUGGAGUGCACUUUGGCCAAGUUUUGUGAGCAUAAGCAAAGGUUCGAAUGCCUUUUGGAACAGGAUUCUUUCGCAAAUUUCACAGGAAGCAGUUCCAAAGGACAAAUGGGCCAUUCUAUUUCCCAAUACUCUGGUACUCACGAUAUCAGUUUUCGCAGACGUCUUGCGAUUGGUUCGGCUGCAAUCAAGCCAAGCCGUUCAGUCGAUACUGGAAUUCCAUUGGAUGACGAAAAAGUGGCUGAUUAUGACACCCUGGAGGCACUUCGAACCAGCGUUCUCAAGCCCUUUGAAUUACUUCAAAAUUGUCUGAAAGCUUUGACCGGGUUGUUCACCAUCACGACAGUGGUUUUGGCGAUCGCUGUUGUGUUCAUCCUCGUUGCCCGCAACCGAAGAAUCGUUUCGCCUGAGAUGACUAAUGCAGCCAAGUUUUCUCAGGACAACCUGUCCGAAACCUCAUCUUCUGAUCUCAGGGUUGACCGAAAGUAUUCAAAUGCGACUGUGUCAGAAACGAUUUAA
Messenger RNA from Opisthorchis viverrini, 2082 nucleotides. RefSeq lists its product as hypothetical. The coding region runs from base 1 to 2082 and encodes 693 amino acids. Gene Ontology annotation, molecular function: scavenger receptor activity. NCBI's taxonomy places the organism in Eukaryota, Metazoa, Platyhelminthes, Trematoda, Opisthorchiida, Opisthorchiidae. Gene Ontology annotation, cellular component: membrane; cytoplasm. The transcript has 16 exons. The record is from RefSeq and is a predicted model, not a curated record.